Messenger RNA from Entelurus aequoreus (snake pipefish), 7469 nucleotides. RefSeq names its product nebulin-related anchoring protein (gene nrap). The record is from RefSeq and is a predicted model, not a curated record. NCBI's taxonomy places the organism in Eukaryota, Metazoa, Chordata, Actinopteri, Syngnathiformes, Syngnathidae. Gene Ontology annotation, biological process: cardiac muscle thin filament assembly. Gene Ontology annotation, molecular function: actin filament binding. Gene Ontology annotation, cellular component: Z disc. Bases 182 to 5557 code for a protein of 1791 amino acids. The transcript is spliced from 43 exons.
UACCAUGUUAUGUGCAAAAUGGGGGCGGUCCAAUCACGGGACAUGGUGUCAAGUAAGAGUGGCACAGCAGCAGUCACAGAGCUAAGUUUACCACAAGCAGAGACUAAGUCUGGACUGUCUCGGAGAGGUUUUUCCUAAAAACUUUUUGUUUUCUUUAAGGGGGUAAAAGGACAAAGGACCCAUGAUGCAAUCUUGUGCAAGGUGUGGGUUUGUGGUGUACCCAGCGGAGAAGAUCAACUGCAUUGACCAGAACUGGCACAAAGCAUGUUUUCACUGCGACAUCUGCAAGAUGGUGCUGACAGCCAACAACUUUGUCAGCCACAAGAAGAGGCCAUACUGCUCAGUACACAACCCGAGGAACAACACCUUCACCAGCGUGUACCAGACGCCCGUCAACAUCAACGCCAAGAAGCAAAGCAAUGCCAGCAGCGAGCUGAAGUACCGUGAAGAAGGCGAUCGUUUUAUGUCCACGUUCCACCAUGACAUGCGGUCCAUGGAGCUGGAGAAAGCUCGUCUGGCCAAUCAGACCUUCAAGUCUCAGUCGGAGUUCUCCCAGCAGCAGUCGUGGUACACCAACCAGGAGAUAGUGACUAUGUCCCAGGCCCAGAACACUGUCAGUGAUGUAAAGUACACAGAGGAGAACGAGCAGUCUAAAGGCAAAGGCAGCUUCCCCGCCAUGAUCACACCAGGAUACCAGGCCGUGAAAAACGCUAACACGCUGGCAAGCAACCUUGAAUAUAAAAAAGGACACGAGGAGAGAGUUUCAAAGUACACCGCCUUUGUCGACCCCCCGGAGGUGAUCCUGGCCAAGAAACAAGGACAGAUUGUCAGCGAUUAUGCCUACACAGAGGAGUACGAGCAACAUAGAGGCAAAGGCAGCUUCCCUGCACAUCUCACGCCAGGGUACAAGAUGUCAAAAAAGGCCUCAGAACAGGCUAGCAAUAUAAAGUACCGUCAUGUGUACGAGCAGGAGAUUAAGGGCAAAGCCAGUGCAGACGCGGCGGCGAUUGAUGUGCUCCACGCCAGAGAGAACGCAGAAAACAUCAGCCAGAUUGCCUACACAGAAGCGUACGAGCAGCAGCGAGGCAAAGGAAGCUUCCCUGCGAUGAUAACCCCCGGUUACUAUCUGGCAAAGAAGGCUCAGGAAAACGCCAGUGACCUGAAAUACAGAAAAGAUCUAAAUAAGAUGAAGGGAUCAUCGCAUUACCACAGUCUGACCUCCGAGGACAACUUGGCUCUGAAGAACGCUCGGAAAAUCAACAAGCUGGUCAGCGAGGUGGAAUAUAAGAAGGACUUGGAGAACAGCAAAGGUCACAGCAUCAAUUUCUGCGAGACGCCACAGUUCCAAAACGCUGCCAAAGUGGCAAAAUUCACAAGUGACAACAAAUACAGAGAGAAGUACACCAGCGACAGGGGUCACUAUGAAGACUCUGUAAUGGAUAAAAAGACUGUGCACGCCAUUAAAGCCAGAAAGCUGGCCAGCGACAUCACGUAUAGACAAGGUCACGACCAAGAUCAAGGUGAAUACACCUACCAGGCCACGCUAACACCAGGCUACCGCAGUCAAAGGAAGCUGGACCCGUUAAAAGACAAGAUCUACAGGCAGCACAUUGACCAAGUCAAGUACAGCGCGGUGACGGACACACCGCAGAUCCUCCUGGCGAGGAAAAACGCUCAACUCAUCAGCAAUCUAAAUUACAAAGCGGACUAUGAGAAUACCAAGCACCUGUACACACUCUCCCAGGACCUGCCCCAGAUCAAAAAAGCCAAAGACAAUGCCGCCUUGUGCAGUGGCAUUAGAUAUAAAGAGGAGUGGGAGAAGACCAAAUCCAAAUCCUGCGACAUCGGCGUGGACGACCUUCGCGUCAAAGCAGCAAAGGCUUCCAGAGACCUUGCCAGUGAUCUGAAAUACAAAGAAAGCUAUCUGAAGAACAAGGAAAUAGCCGUGGGCGUCAACGUGAGCGACUCAAAGACUCUGCACUCGCUUCAAGUGGCCAAGAUGUACAGCGACAUUGCGUACAAGAAGAGCUCCAAGGAGAACCAAGCCCGGUACAGCUUGCCUAUGGACAUGGUCAACCUGAGUCACGCUAAAAAGGCCCAAGCGCUGGCUAGCGACCUGGAAUAUCGCACCAGGCUCCACGACUACACCGUCAUGGCCGAUGACAUCAAGGUCCAGCAGGCCAAGAAGGCAUACGCUCUGCAAAGCGAGAACCAGUACCGCACGGACCUGAAUUGGAUGAAGGGAGUGGGCUGGGAGGCGGAAGGGUGCCUUGACAUCACCCAAGCCAAGAAAGCCGGUGAUCUGCUCAGCGAUACUAAAUACCGCCAGAAAGUGGACAGCAUCAAGUUCACCCAUGUGGCGGACAACCUCUCCAUCAAACACGCCAAGAAAAGCCAGGAACUGCAGAGCAACCUGGCGUACAAAGCAAACACUGAGCAGAUGAUGCACCAGUACACCAUGAGCAAUGAUGAGCCACUAUUCCGACAAGCAAAGGCAAACGCCGACCUUCUCAGCGGGAAAGUCUACAGAAGCCAAUGGGAGAAGCAGCGGGAAAAGGGUUUCGACCUGCGACUGGAUUCGCUUUCCAUUCUAACCGCCAAAGCCAAGACAGACCUGGCCAGUGAUGUUAAAUACAAAGCGCAGUACGAGAGCAACAAAGGCAAGGUGAUCGGAAUCAAGUCCGUCAGCGACGAUUCUCAGAUGGCGCACUCGGCUCUGGCCACCAAACUACAGAGUGGCCUCUACUACAAGAAGAACUAUGAGGACACCAAGACUCAAUUCAAUGUCUCUCUGGAUAUGCUGAAUAUCAGCCAUGCCAAGAAGGCCCAGGACCUGGCAACAGACAUCAACUACAGAACGUUCCUCCACGAGUACACGACCCUGCCGAUGGACUUGAACAUCACCUGGGCAAAGAAGGCCUACGGACUCCAGAGCGAUAAACUGUACCGAUCAGAUCUUAACUGGAUGAAGGGCGCCGGCUGGGAGGCCUCAAAAUCUUUGGAUGUCCAGCAGGCCAAAAAAGCCGGAGAUCUCGUCAGCGAGAAAAAGUACCGUCAGGAUGUGAGCGCCUUGAGGUUUACGAGUGUUGAAGACACCCCAGAAAUGGUUCAGGCCAAACUCAGCAACAAACUAGCCAUUGAUAGGUUGUACAGGGAGGAGGGAGAACACAUGAAGCACAAGUACACGCUCAACGAGGAGCUGCCAGAGGUUGUGCAGGCCAAGAUCAACGCCAUGAACAUCAGCGAGAGCCGUUACAAGGAAUCUUGGACUCGGUUACGCGACGGCGGAUACAAACUGCGCCUGGAUGCUAUUCCGUUCCAGUCCGCCAAAGCGUCUGCCGACAUUCUCAGCGAUCAAAAAUACAAAGAGCAGUUUGAGAAGACCAAAGGGAAGAUGAUCGGUCUCAGGGGGCCGCAGGACGACUUGAACAUGGCUCACUCUGUUUACGCCAACAAGCUGCAAAGCGACAUUAAGUACAAGAAGGAGUCAGCCAAAGAGCUCUCCAAAUUCCACCUUCCCAUGGACAUGAUGGAGGUGGCCCAUGCCAAGAAGGCCCAGUCUCUGGUCAGCGAUCAGGACUACAGGCUCACCUUGCAUCAGUACACGUCCCUGCCUGAUGACAUGACGGUCCAGGCAGCUAAGAAAGCAUAUGCGCUGCAGAGCGAGAGGAUAUAUCGCUCUGACCUCAACUACCUGCGGGGUGCCGCAUGGAUCGCUACCGGGGCCCUGCAAAUCGAAGGCUCAAGAAAGGCCACCGACCUCAUCAGUGAUAAAAAAUAUCGCCAGCAGCCAUACAACUUCAAGCACACCUCUGUUGCUGACUCGCCUGACAUCGUCCACGCAAAACUCAGUGGACGCAUCACAAAUGAGCGUUUGUACAAAGAGAAAGGGGUGAACGACCGGCACAACUACACCAUUACGGCGGACAGACCGGAACUCACUCAAGCAAAGAUCAACGCGGCCAACUUUAGCGAGAUUAAGUACCGAGAGUCCUGGCACACUCUGCGGGCGCAGGGAUACAAGCUCACCAUGCAGGACAUCCCGUUCCAGGCCGCCAAGACGUCCACAGGCAUCGCCAGUGACUACAUGUACAAACACAACCACGUGAUGGACAAAGGGAAGCACAUCGGCUCCCAAAGCGUUUCGGACGACACAUACCUGCUGCACUACCUGCAGGCGGGCCGGUUGGCCAGCGAUCAGGAGUACCGGAAGGAUGCUCUGAUGACCAGCGGCCGCUACCACUUGACCCCGGAUAUGGUCCACCUCGUCACGGCUAAGAACUCUCAGGCCCUGGCCAGCGAUCAGGACUACAGAACGAGGCUGCACGAGUACACGGUGCUUCCGGAUGACAUGAAAGUCAAGUGGGCCAAAAAGGCCUACGACCUGCAGAGUGAGAAACGCUACAAGUCGGACCUGAACUUCAUGAAGGGUGUGGCCUGGGAUGGAGUGGGUGCACCUCAGCUGGAGUCGGCCAAGAGGGCUGGGGAGCUCAUCAGUGAUAGGAGGUAUCGCCAGCUGCCCGACAGCCUGAAGUUCACCUCGGUGACCGACUCCCCCGAUAUCGUCCACGCUAAGACGAGCUACCAGCAGUGCAAUGAGAGGUUGUACAAGUCGGGGAGGAAUGACGACAUGAACAAGUACACUUUACACCCGGACGAUCCAGACUUCGUCCGAGCCAGGAUGAACGCCCAGCACAUAAGUGACAAAGUGUACAAGGCUUCUGGGGAGCAGGUGAAGACGCUGGGCUACGACUUGAGGUUGGAUGCCAUCCCCUUCCAAACAGCAAAGGCCUCCAGAAACAUUGCGAGCGAUGUGCAAUAUAAGGAGUCUCACCUGAGGGAGAAGGGCCAGCAAGUGGGGCUGCGCUGUGUGGAGGACGACCCCAAAAUGGUGCACUCUCUGGCGGCCAGUAAGCUCCAGAGCAACCUGGAGUACAAACGGCAGUCCAAGGAGGAGCACUCCAAGUACAAAAUCCACGCCGACCAGCCCGAGUUCCUGCUGGCCAGGAAGAGCCAGGAGCAGGCCAGCGACCUGUCCUACCGCCACAAGCUCCACGACUACACCUGUGACUCCCAGCAGCUCAACGUCAAGCACGCCAAGCAGGCCUACAAGCUGCAGAGCGACGUUAACUACAAGUCGGACCUGAACAGGCUCAGGGGAACGGGCUGGACCCCUCCUGGUUCCCACAAGGCCGAGCUGGCCCGGCGGGCAGCCGAGCUGGGCCUGGCUGAGGGAGUGACUGCCGAUGAGGCCAUCGCCAAGUACCAGCACAUGUUGAUGAUGGUGCACUACCAGCAGCACCAGUUGCAGCAGCAGCAGCAACAACAACAACAACAACAACAACAGACGUCAGAGCAGGUGGAGACCAGCGAGGAGAUCCACCGAGGCGUCAACAUGGACGCCACGGAGGUUCUUCACAAGAAGAAGACCUACCAGACUGUGCAGAAAAAGACCACCAGUACCACCUUCAAAUCUAUGGAGACAAAAUCCUCCAGCAGCAGCAGCAGCAGCACAGUGAAGACGUCCAGUAAAGCUAACGCCAUAAAAGACGUUUAGGGCAGGAGAACUUUGUGUGAAGGAGGAUGUUUACAUGAGUAAAGAUUGAGGCGAGAUUGAUCAUCAAUGAAGGAAUCAAGCAUGAGCAAAAAAUGUCAUCAACAUGGUGGCCUUUUUAGAGAAAUGAGGCAGCAGUAGGUUACUUCUUACUAUACUUUUUUUUAAAUUCUCAAACUCCUAUAACAAAAAUACAACUUUUGUGAUUAUUUAUGAUAGCCCGAAAAAAAACGAUCUUGAAAGGAAAGGAAAAAAUAUAUAUUUUGUAUUCGAAAGUAACUCCAUUUAAAAAAAAAUUAACAGUAAAUUAAACUUAUUGGAUAACUAAUGUUUCAAAUUAUAUAUUUUUAUAAUAUUUUAAUAUGAAAUAAAUAACAUUAACAAGAUAUAUAAAAAUGAUUUACUAGUAAAUUAUUGUAAUGCUUUGUAAGAAUAAAAUAUUUAGAAAAAGUAAAAGGAAAUAUUUUUUACCUAGCUUUAAAUAAUAAAUAGUAUUUUAAUUAAAUGUAACUAGUCCCUCCUGACCCCCUAAAAAUGUUUGGCAUAUUUUAGCUUUCAUUUCCGCCCCAAGGAAGGUCGAAAGUCUGCAGCCUGAAAAGUCAGACAGCCACUCUUAAGUGAAUUACUUCUCUGAAUUGCAUGUAAAAUGGAAAAAAUAAAAAAUAUACACUACCGUUCAAAAGUUUGGGGUCACAUUGAAAUGUCCUUAUUUUUGAAGGAAAAGCACUGUACUUUUCAAUGAAGAUAACUUUAAACUAGUCUUAACUUUAAAGAAAUACACUCUAUACAUUGCUAAUGUGGUAAAUGACUAUUCUAGCUGCAAAUGUCUGGUUUUUGGUGCAAUAUCUACAUAGGUGUAUAGAGGCCCAUUUCCAGCAACUAUCACUCCAGUGUUCUAAUGGUACAAUGUGUUUGCUCAUUGGCUCAGAAGGCUAAUUGAUGAUUAGAAAACCCUUGUGCAAUCAUGUUCACACAUCUGAAAACAGUUUAGCUCGUUACAGAAGCUACAAAAAUGACCUUCCUUUGAGCAGAUUGAGUUUCUGGAGCAUCACAUUUGUGGGGUCAAUUAAACGCUCAAAAUGGCCAGAAAAAGAGAACUUUCAUCUGAAACUCGACAGUCUAUUCUUGUUCUUAGAAAUGAAGGCUAUUCCACAAAAUUGUUUGUGUGACCCCAAACUUUUGAACGGUAGUGUAUAUCAAAAAAAACUUUUUACAACAGAGUGCCAUUUUUUUUUGGUAGCUGUCCUACUGGCUGCUAAUACAAAAUGGCCACUGUGUUGACUUGAAAAGUUUCAUAGUGGGAAAAUGGAAUCGAUCGGAACUUUAAGUAAUAUAAAUCAAAUGUGCAGGCGACCAGUCUAGGGUGUACCGCGCCUCUCACCCGAAGUCAGCUGGGAUAGGCUCCAGCGUACCCACGACCCUAGUGAGGAUAAGCAGUAUAGAAAAUGGAUGCAUGGAUGGAUUUUAAUCAUGCAAGAGAGAGAGAGAAAGAGAAUAGAGAAUAAAGUUAAGUUGGCAUUUUGGAUUUUGUGUUAUUCGGAACUGGAUUGAAUAUGAAGGAGUUUUUCAAAUUCAUAUAGUUGCUGUCAACAAAAAGUACACACAAUAAUGUCCAUGUUUUCUUAGCAGGCUUUGAUGAUGUCAUCAACUCUCUAAGUCUGGCAGGUUCAGCUUUGGGAGUUUGUGACGCUAAAACUCAAAGCUGGGCUCAGAGUAAACCCUGGAUCUUGCUGCUGCAAUAAAUGUUUUCUUCCAAAUGUAUCCAUUUUCUUCUUCUUUCCACUUUCACUCUGAAUAGUCCUAUAGACUAAAGAGUUCUAUUUGCUCUUCAUUUGGCUUUCCCUCCUUUUUUUUUUAAAUGUGACAAUAACAAUAGAAACUUUGUGAGACAUAGCACUAGCCUAACUGCAAACGU